AGGAUAAGAUCUGUCCUGUCGAUCACCACAUGUCGCCAUCCACCGGCCGGCGCUCUCGGUCUCGGCUUCCGCCUUCCGCACGCGUCGCCUAUCCACCGUGAGGGAUCGCCGGGCGAGGCGAGCCUUCGUCUACCGCAGCUCCUCCAUCGACGGCAACAGAAUGGCCGCUCCAAAUGGUCCUGCUGCUUCUCCGACGGUCAUGUACCCCAUCUGCGUUACUGGAGCGUUCCCGCAGCAAGCUGGGGAUGAUCAGGCUCAGGGCCCUGGGAUAUAUGCCAUACAGCAGAAUCAAUUAGCGGCGGCGAUGGGAAUGGGAUGCUAUGCUCCAACUACACUGGUGCCACUCACUUACAAGAUCCCAACGGAAAGUGUCGGUGUGCCGGCUGGUGAAGAGCAUGGACAGGAUGCUAGGCAGCAAAAUGGUCCUCAAAGACAAGUUGUCGUGAGGAGGUUUCACUUCGCUUUUCAGCUUGACCUGGCCCUGAUCAUCAAGUUAGCAGCAGUGGUCUUUCUGUUUAGCCAGGAAGGAUCAAAACAAAGGCUGUUCCUUCUCAUAUUGUUUGCCUCGUUGAUUUACUUAUAUCAAACUGGAGCAAUUACACCUUUCCUAAGAUGGCUGCAGCGUGCUGGAGGUGCAGCUGCUCGUCCACCACAGGCUCCUGCUCAGGGGGAGAAUCGUGCUCUUCUGGCUGCCCAGAAUGAUGGCGAUGAUCAACCCCAUGACCUUGCAAACCUUGACCAAGCUGCUGAGAACCAGGAACCGGGAGCUGGAGCUGGUAACGAGAACCAGCAAGGGGCGGAGGGAGAAGGAAACAGGCGCAAUUGGCUUGGAGGCAUCUUGAAAGAGAUCCAGCUGGUUGUUGUAGGAUUUGUUGCGUCGCUUCUUCCUGGUUUUCAGCACAAUGACUAGGCCUCGUCUCUUCACUGCGGAAUAAGUUAUUGGCAGUGUAACUAACUAUUGGUAUAUAUGGAGAAAAGAAACAAUCAUAUAAAGGGGCUCAGAGACAACAACUGAAUGCGUUGUAGCUGUUGAUAUUGUUUUAUUUUACGUGCUCUUGUUCUCGUUGAAUGUUUCA
Phragmites australis (common reed) is the source of this 1076-nucleotide messenger RNA. RefSeq lists its product as uncharacterized. The record is from RefSeq and is a predicted model, not a curated record. The transcript has 5 exons. NCBI's taxonomy places the organism in Eukaryota, Viridiplantae, Streptophyta, Magnoliopsida, Poales, Poaceae. The coding region runs from base 161 to 910 and encodes 249 amino acids.